AGAGAAUUUCAUUUCAUUUCAUUUCAAUCUGAAUAAUAAGUGAAUAUCUCUCGUAGUGUCGUACACCAUACACCACACGCAUACAUUUGUACACAGACAUGGGACCAUUUCCCUGCGUUUAAAUUUUGAUCUUUUUCGUGGACGACAGGAUCCGACUCUGCCGCUUAACUCUCUUCCCUCUCUAUAUCAUCCUUUCUCCUUCACCUUUUAUCUCUCUCAAUCUUUUUCUUCUUUCUUUCUAACCUUCUCAUAUGGAAAUGGAGGACCAUCAUCAUCAUCAUCAUCAACACCAUGAACAGCAGCAGCAGCAGCAGCAGCAGUAUGCCAUCACUGAUCUCAGACAACUCAUGAACGGCCCGAGGUCCACCCAUUUCCCCUCCAUGCCGCCGCAGCCCAAGGCGGAGCUGUUCCCCGGCGGCCACCCCAACCUGGCCGCCUCGCAGCACUUCGAGAUGAUGAUGUUUGGUCGUCAAGUGGCCGACAUAAUGCCUCGGUGUCUUCAUGACUUUGCAUCUACCGAUUCCGCCACGAAUAAUAACAACACGAGCAUCGCUGCUGCCACUCCCACCACCACCACUAGUGCCUCCACUCCUCCGCUUAGUUGCUUAGAGGGUGAGACCGCAGGAUGCAUCGGUGGAGAUGCCUCCACUGGAAGAUGGCCCAGACAAGAGACACUCACUCUUCUUGAGAUCAGAUCUCGCCUCGACUCUAAAUUCAAAGAGGCUAAUCAAAAGGGUCCCCUAUGGGAUGAAGUUUCUAGGAUCAUGUCUGAAGAACAUGGAUAUCAAAGGAGCGGGAAGAAGUGCCGGGAGAAGUUUGAGAACCUCUACAAAUAUUACAAGAAGACAAAGGAGGGAAAAGCUGGAAGACAGGAUGGGAAACAUUACAGGUUCUUUCGUCAACUUGAAGCCUUAUAUGGUGAAAACAGUAACCAAACCUCGGUACCAGAAACCAAUUUUGGUAGUGGCAGCCUUCGUUUCCACUCAAACAGCCACAACCCUUCUCAAACAAAUCAAGAAAUGUUUCACUCCCAGAAGCAUUGCGAUAGCCUAAGUCUCACCAACACCACUGAUUUGGACACGUCAUCAUCGGAUGACAACGAUCAGAAUAGCACUGGGGGACUCAAGGACAACGACUCCACGGAGAAGAGGAGAAAGAGGUUGAGCGGAAGAAGCUGGAAGGUGAAGAUAAAAGACUUCAUUGACUCACAGAUGAGGAAGCUGGUGGACAAGCAAGAGGAGUGGUUGGAAAAACUCACGAAGACACUGGAACAGAAAGAAAAGGAGAGGGUGCUAAGAGAAGAAGAGUGGAGGAGACAAGAAGCUGUAAGGUUGGAGAGGGAACACAAAUUUUGGGCUAAAGAGAGAGCAUGGAUUGAAGCCAGGGAUGCUGCUUUAAUGGAGGCUUUACAAAAACUAACAGGAAAUGAGAUGAUAAAGAGUACUCAAUCUCCUGAGGGUGUAAUGGUAACUGGAAUUCAUAACCACAGUGAAAACCUGAAUGAAGAUGGGAGUGAAAUACUAAAUAGUACCACUGCCAGAGGUGCUGAAAGCUGGCCAGAAUCUGAGAUUACUAGGCUUCAGCAGUUGAGAGCUGAGAUGGAGACAAGGUAUAUACAAAGUGGGUGUUCAGAAGAGUUUAUGUGGGAGGAAAUAGCAACCAAAAUGGCUUGUUUUGGUUACGAAAGGAGUGCUUUAGUGUUCAAAGAGAAAUGGGAAAGUACCAGCAACUACGCAAGGAAUGCUAAAGAUGGAAACAAGAAGCGCAAGGAAGACUCUAGAGGUUGUUUCUACUUCGAUAACAGCGAACAGUCUUCCCUUUAUAACCAAGGAGGAGCCUAUUGUGAUAUUAAUGAUCAAAGGCACGAGAGGAGGCUGCAAAAUGAUGGUUCUUCGCCUUCAAAUUCAAAUGUUGGAAAUGCAGUUGCUGGUGAUCACUGCUUUCCCUUCUUGAUGACUGAGAGUGCAAAUUUGUGGGAGAACUAUAGCUUAAAGGUUAGUAAAGCAAGUCAAAACCAGUGAUGAGAUGGAAAUAAGGUUGACACUUAUAAGAGGCACGAAAAUUUCAUAGCCAUUUAUCUGAGAGACGAUCUCCCGUUAUGUAUAGGGCACCGAUGAUGAUAAAGUGGUCAAUCUUAUUAUAUUUAUGGGAAUCAAGGUGAAAAAUAAUGUGUUCGAAUCACGUACUUAAGUUUAAUGAGGGAGACUAGACAAUGACAAAUAUCACUGAAUUAUUGGGGUAUGAAUUUGACACUAGUUCAGGUGAGUUUCUCUAGAAGCAGGUUUCUUUUAUGCGUGCAAAUGGAGUUUGCAAUUGUAUUACUUCAUAUGUUGCAUCUUCCAAUGAUGUUUAUAUCAUCACUUGGUCACCCUCUUUCUCUCCUCCUACACCCAUCUUGCCUUUUUUUUAGUAAUUUUUGGAUAUUUUAUCUGUGCGGGCCUUUUCUGUCUGUGUACUGAAGACUGUAAUUAAAUUUCUUUGGUUUUAUUUAUUAGUCAAUAUUUUUAUGAA
Messenger RNA from Vigna umbellata (rice bean), 2511 nucleotides. It is a transcript of the gene PTL, whose product is annotated as Duplicated homeodomain-like superfamily protein. NCBI's taxonomy places the organism in Eukaryota, Viridiplantae, Streptophyta, Magnoliopsida, Fabales, Fabaceae. The record is from RefSeq and is a predicted model, not a curated record.